Messenger RNA from Penicillium concentricum, 1233 nucleotides. Its product is annotated as glycoside hydrolase family 5 protein. The transcript is spliced from 3 exons. The record is from RefSeq and is a predicted model, not a curated record. Gene Ontology annotation, molecular function: beta-glucosidase activity. Lineage: Eukaryota; Fungi; Ascomycota; Eurotiomycetes; Eurotiales; Aspergillaceae. Gene Ontology annotation, biological process: glucan catabolic process. The coding region runs from base 1 to 1233 and encodes 410 amino acids. Gene Ontology annotation, cellular component: extracellular region; cell surface.
AUGGGGAUCAGAAACAUCUCUAAACUCAUUGCACUUGCCUCCCUAUCCGGCCUCACAGCAGCCUGGUUGCCCGAGACCGACAAACAAAUCUCCUCAACCAAUGGCAAAAACCUAUUUUCCACCUCCAACGGCAAGAUCCGCGGAGUGAACAUGGGCAAUCACUUAGUAUUCGAACCAUGGAUUGCCCAAGACGUCUGGUCCGACAUGGGCUGCAAAGGCCAAGAGUCCGAGUUUGACUGCGUCUCAAGUAUCGGCCAGGACGCAGCCAACAGCGCCUUUGCAAAACACUGGGAAUCGUGGAUUACCGAGGCCGACAUCCUCGAAAUACAGAGCUAUGGUCUUAACACUAUACGGGUGCCUGUUGGGUACUGGAUGAAGGAAGACCUUGUCUACGCCAGCGAGCAUUUCCCGCGGGGUGGGUUUGAGUAUCUUGAGAGGCUUUGCGGAUGGGCUAGUGAUGCGGGUUUAUAUAUUGUUAUUGAUUUCCACGGACUUCCGGGAGCGCAGACGCCUAAGAAUGCUUUUACUGGUCAAUAUGUUUCGAAUGCCAGCUUUUACCAGGACUAUCAGUACGACCGAGCAGUGGAGUUCCUUGGGUGGAUGACGACGAAAAUACACCAGAGCGAGAAAUUCCGCAAUGUUGGAAUGCUUGAGAUUGUCAAUGAGCCGGUCCAGGAAGCAGCCAAGGCUAAUUCAAUGCGGUCGAACUACUACCCGGAUGCAUUCAAGACGAUCCGCGCGGUUGAAAAGAAUCUCAACAUCGAUAAGAGCGAUUAUCUCCAUAUCCAAGUGAUGAACAAAGCAUGGGGAUCCGGUGAUCCUACUGAAUUCCUCGAUGACAUCUACGACACAGCCUACGAUGGCCACAUCUAUCUCAAAUGGGCCGGUAUCGAGACCAAGGAAGCCUACCUCAACACAUCAUGCAGCAAUUUACUGGACAACCUAUCACCAACCAUUGUUGGUGAAUGGAGUCUGAGUGUAGCUGAUGAAACUGGGUGGAAUGCAGACUGGGAUCCCGCAUUGAACACCGACUUCUAUAAGCGAUGGUUCGCGGCCCAGGUUACAACAUAUGAGAAACGUCUAGGGUGGAUAUUCUGGACUUGGAAGGCUCAGUUGGGGGAUUAUCGGUGGUCAUAUAAAGAUGCGGUUUCCGCUGGUGUGAUUCCAACUGACCUGAACUCGGUGUUUGAUAUGAGAGUUUGUGAACAGAUUAAGAAUUCAACACUUGCCUAG